Messenger RNA from Poecilia latipinna (sailfin molly), 1746 nucleotides. RefSeq lists its product as uncharacterized. Gene Ontology annotation, molecular function: transmembrane signaling receptor activity. The coding region runs from base 44 to 1636 and encodes 530 amino acids. The transcript has 12 exons. The record is from RefSeq and is a predicted model, not a curated record. Lineage: Eukaryota; Metazoa; Chordata; Actinopteri; Cyprinodontiformes; Poeciliidae. Gene Ontology annotation, cellular component: external side of plasma membrane. Gene Ontology annotation, biological process: immune response; cell surface receptor signaling pathway.
GCAGGAACACUGAGCUCGUUUAUCUGAACUUUUAACGUUUAUAAUGACAAAAGUUUUAGGUUUUAUUUUAAUGAUGAAUACACUCCUCUGCUGCGGACAUGCUGAAGGUGCAAAUCUGACUAUUGACCCCAACUGGUCGACUUUUCAUCCUGGAGAGAGCGUGACCUUCACUUGUGACAUGAAUGAAGGCAAAGACACCGACUGGGAAUAUGAGAUUAGAAGAAAUGGAGAACAAUUUAUUCAAUCCGAUCAGCACAAAAGCUACACAUUACAACCUAUCCAAAUCGAUCACAGUGGUGAAUAUCAGUGCUCUGGUGUCAGGAAGAGCUUCAGUUUGACCAAGUGCAGUGGUACUGUCUCUUUAAAUGUUACAGCUCAACCCAAAGCCAAACUGACUGCAGGUCCUACAACCAUACCAGUAGGGGGCAGUGUGACACUGAGCUGCUCAGUGGAGCCCUCUGCUGGAUGGAAAUACAGAUGGUGGAGACGGACAUCAGACACACCUGAAGUUCAACUCACUGAUGAAAACAGAGAUAUUAAUGUAAAACAAGGGGGAAUCUACCGAUGUGUGGGAGAGAGAGGAAAUACAAACUUUCAAAGUCUUGUAAGUGACGAUGUCAUCAUCACAAUAACCUUUUCCAACGAGGUUGUUGUGACUCGACGACCAAACUGGCCUCAGAUCUUCAGUGGUGAGACGAUCACUCUGACAUGUGAGGUCCAGGGAGGAGAAACCACUGAGUGGACAUGUGAAUGGAGGAGAGAUCGGACAACUGUAGCCAGAAGAAAUGAUAAAGUCUGGACUGUCAGUGUUUCUGAGUCCAGCAGUGGAGACUACAUGUGUCAGUGUAGACGCAGAGACGACUGGCGUUCUGUGACAAAGUGGAGUGAAAAGGUCCCAGUGUCUGUGUCAGCUCAACCCAGAGCCAAACUGACAGCAGGUCCAACAACCAUACCAGUAGGGGGCAGUGUGACACUGAACUGCUCAGUGGAGCCCUCUGCUGGAUGGAAAUACAGAUGGUGGAGACGGACAUCAGACACACCUGAAGUUCAACUCACUGAUGAAGAAAACAGAGAUAUUAAUGUAAAACAAGGGGGAAUCUACCGAUGUGUGGGAGUGAGAGGAAAUACAACCUUUCACAGUGUUGUAAGUGACGAGGUCAACAUCACAGUAACCUUGUUCACUCCUGGCAGCUCUUCAUCUCCUGUCCUUAUGAUCGUCGGACCUGUCAGUGGAAUCCUCCUGGUUCUUCUUCUGGUGUUACUGUGGUACUACAGGCUGUCCAAAGAUUUACGCUGGCCUGGGUGGAAGCUGCUAAAAAGCAGAUUCAGAGUAAAUGAUGGAUUCAACAAGAAUGAAACUGAUGACAGCAGCUCUCCUCUGCAUGGUGACGAUCAUAUCUACGAGUCGGUCAACUUCUCAGAGCCCAGUGGAAAUGGAUUCAAACCCAGGGACGUAACCUACUCUCUGAUUGAACUGAAAAACUUUGGGAAAGACAGUACCCCAAAUGAACCAGCAGAGGGCGCUGUUUACUCUUGUCUGGAUCCUGGAAUGGAAGGUAGGGGGAGCCCUGGAGCAAAAGAAGAGGCUGUUUACUCUGAAAUCAACUCUGGACCAGAGAACAGUAACACCAUGUAGGCUGCCUGCUUUGAUAGUUCAGUCUACAGCUUCUAACUCAUGCAGGUUUUGUAGGAUCGAUUGUAACAAACCAAAUAUUAACCUUUCAUAAAACUGAUUUUAGCUGUUGC